Molecule: messenger RNA, 2393 nt
Organism: Prorocentrum cordatum
Lineage: Eukaryota; Dinophyceae; Prorocentrales; Prorocentraceae
Source: the annotation of a GenBank genome assembly
GGCGCGCUGCGCCAGCUCUCCGAAACUGGAACCCAAGAGUCGGAUCGGCCAGAAAUCGAAGCUCCUAAGUUGGCCAAGCCUCUCAGGGGCAGCUGGCGAAAGGCCAUGGAAGGCCUGGCCAAGCUUGGUGCUGGCAUAUCACUGACCCCUCCCGCGAACUUCACGCGACGCCCCAUGACGUUCGAACCAGCCAGCCUUGAAGGUGAUGUGAUAUCUCUUCUUUUUUGCGCAGAGGCAAGGCGAGGUGCAGUAGCAGCAGUGGUCUGGCUGAUGGGGCAACGUCGGGCCUACCCUCCGACGAAGUGCCAGUCCGCCCACCCCUUUGGGCGACUAGUGUGCGAAAUCGACGGGCAACCCGCCUCAUGCAAUGCCCAGCUACCCUCGCCCAUUUGACAAGUGGCCCCGAUUGACAGAUUUGCCACUGGCAACAAGGCGGGUUCCAGUCUCCCCGAUUGUCCACUGAAAAGCGACACGAAUUGACAGGACAUCUCUGAGCCCAGAAAUGGGAGAUCUCGGGCGAAAUUGGUUGAACCACCUCAGGUCUGAGCAUCCCCGAAACACACAAUCCCGACGAUGUCUCAAGCGAAAAAGACCGGGACCACGUGAGGUGAGGACAGAAGACGUACAUAAACCUGGAGUGGCAAUGAGAUCUCAAGCGAAACGAACAAUCCACGGCAACUGCGAGCACGGAGCAGCGAGGAAACGGGAUCUGACACCGUGCGGCAAGAGCAUCGACUAAUCCAGAAUAACGAGGAUGCACCGGGCGAAGAUUGCUCUGCGAUGAUGUUUCAAGCCAAAAAAGCGGGACCGCCUCAUGACAGCGGCGAAGAAGCCGACGCGAAAUGGGCUGGACUAUCUCUCGCGCGGCAACUCGAAACCCACAACUGCAGAGAUGUCUCGAGACCCGCCAGACCGCCUCACAGGCGGCAUCUCAGGGCCCAAAAUGAUGGCUUCGCCGAAACCGACCCAGACAACUUCUCGCAUGGGGUCUCCUGACAAACAAACACCCGUUUUCUGGGCAGGAGAUGGUCAAUCGCGGUUCCUUGUCCAACCCCAUUUUUCCCCUUCGGGAAUGGGGUCGUUGCUGCUCCUGGAUGAUAUUUGCCACCUCGCCCAACCUGCCGACCGCUAACCCGAGUCACUGCCACCCCCCUCGAUUCAAACCAACAACAGAUUGUUGAAAUCAACAACAGAUUGUUGAAAUACCAUCAGGCGGCUCCCCCAUUGGAGCUCGGAAGUGCGAUGCGAUCUGUCGGAACGAUGAUCAUCGGAUUAUCAUGGUUAUCCUUUCGAUUGUCUCAGACAACUGUGCAUUAAUUUAACCCCACCAGCCCUUUGGGCGUGAGUGGUUUAGAGAAAUUUCUCAUACACAUGUUUCACAGACAAACGAAUUAACAAUUCCUCUGGUGGGUCGCAGAUGCACCGUAAUCUACUCAAGGGGAUUGCCGAAACAAAUCCUGGCUUUGGCAUCGUCAUCCGAUGCGGGAAAACUUGAAGAUGCCAAGAUACCGUACGCCGCCCGGUGCAACUCAAUGGAUAUAGUUCUCAGCGUUUGCAGCUGCAGAGAACUGAGGCAUUCACCUGGCGAAGAUUAUGCUCUGACGUUUAGCUUCAUCACUGUGGCCUUCCUACACAUCGCGCACGUGUUCGUAGCAUUGAAGUUAUCGCAGACAAUAUCGGUCAUCAUAUCGGGGCCCAUCACGUGCACCUUCACAUCAGAAAAAUGAACGGCGUAGCGACUAUGUAGAGAAGUCGUGAACGAGUAGUUGUGGGCAUAGUAUUCCAUAUUUGAAACGCUUAGCCAAUCUGCGAAGGCCAAUUCAACCCGCCCGCGAGCCUUGAGCUGCCGAUACCAGCUUGCGAUCCAAUCGUAAGAUGGUCGGUAAACCAUCACGAUAGUGGUACUGAUGUGACUUAAGUCAAACGCGAGCUGUGCGACGCUGGUGUCAUUGACCUGGUCGAAAUUCUCACUAAACAUCAUUACCUUGUUUGAAGUUCCUUUGAGCUGGUCAAGAGAGUGCAGCCAAUCUGAACACAUUGUUUCUCUUUUGUCCUUGCACUUGGACGGGGACUGAUAACACUUUCGUUCGCGUCUACAGUGUCCGAACUGCGCAAGCAUUUCCAACGUUCAGCCGUCACUUGCUAGAGAGGUCUGCCAAGCUUCAAAGUGUUCCUAAAUUGUUGUCGAAGCAAUUUUGUGGGGGCCCACAUGAAGCCACAAUCUUGCACCCCUUUCCGUUGAGUUAGACCUUGAUUCACCCAUUGCCCAUCGAUCAAUCUGCACAUAGCCCAAAAACACUAACGCGGGGGAUAACUUCAUUGCUCCCAUGGAGAGCUGACAGGGGCCCUUGAGCCAAAAUGUCUUGAGCCAAAAUGGCUACGGAGGGGGCACC